This is a messenger RNA of Coregonus clupeaformis (lake whitefish), 4304 nucleotides long. It is a transcript of the gene zbtb41, whose product is annotated as zinc finger and BTB domain containing 41. Gene Ontology annotation, cellular component: nucleus. Gene Ontology annotation, biological process: regulation of transcription by RNA polymerase II. Gene Ontology annotation, molecular function: DNA-binding transcription factor activity, RNA polymerase II-specific; RNA polymerase II transcription regulatory region sequence-specific DNA binding; protein binding. The transcript is spliced from 12 exons. The coding region runs from base 306 to 3128 and encodes 940 amino acids. The record is from RefSeq and is a predicted model, not a curated record. NCBI's taxonomy places the organism in Eukaryota, Metazoa, Chordata, Actinopteri, Salmoniformes, Salmonidae.
AAUUUACACCUACCUGCAUAUAUAUUAGAGAAAUAUCAAAGGUUUUCUGUCGGCUUUUUGUGUGUCAUUUCUCUCUGGUUACUGUUACACAAAGGGCUCGAAGACAAAUGCUGAAACAGCCGAUGAACGUACGCGUUGUUUGUGUGCGACGUUUCUCCAAGAAUGUGAAGGUGGGGCGUUUUGCGAUAUUCAGGAAAUUAUCAUUUUUCUGUUUUUCUCAGAAUAGAUGUACGAGUAUAUUUAGUUUUUUUUCAUAGCGUGCUUACACUUCUAAGAACUCUUUGAAUGUUUCCCUAUUUAACAUAAUGAUGAAGAGAAAACCCAACCAACAUCAACCCCCAAACAGGAGAGGAAGGGUCAGUGCUAGUGCCGGUGGGCAAAUUGACUCACCGGACAACAAUACCAUGACUGACUCCGAGACGGUUCCACUCCCUCCAUCACAAAAGAGGCACCUGACCAUGAUGCAGCAUGGCGACAACCUCCUCAAGUUUCUAAACGAGGACCGAACGAAGCAAAGGUUCUGCGACGUCUCCGUCAGUGUGGGCGGGAAGUGCUACAGCGCCCACAAAGCCAUGUUGGCGCACGGUAGCAGCUACUUCCACGCCGAGCUGACCAAAAACCCGAACGCCGACCACGUGAUUCUCGACCACGUGGAGGAUUCCGUGUUCCAACACUUACUGCGCCUCCUUUACACGGCCGAGUGCGUCAUCUCCGAGAGCGAGGUCCCUGCCCUGACUGAAGCGGCCGGCUUCCUGGACAUGAUGGAUGUAGUGAACCUCCUGGCAGGAGAGGGGGAUGUCCGGCCAGCGCUUGCUCGAGUGGAGGUUAAGUCCGUGGGGGAACCAAGCGCAGGGAAGGCCUCUAAAGCUUCUGACCUUCCAUCGGACUGUGUCGGGGUCCAAAGCCCAGUCCAGGCUGGUGCCCACCAUUGUUCGUUCUGCAGCCGUACAUUUUGCUACAAGAAGUCUAUGGAGAACCAUUUAACCAGGAAUCACAGUAGCAGCACCGAGGGAGAUGCCAGAGAAAAGGUGGUCACUCAAGAGAUUACUACCACGGUAACCACGAACCGGAGGUCUGCCCGCAGGAGGAAGGUUCCCGCCAAAUUGGAGAGAGGUGUUGCAACAGAGGGGAAGCUACAUCACGACCCCGCUAGUAGAGACCCAACCACCACAGAGGAAGACGAGGAGGAGGAGGAGGAAGAAGAAGAAGAAGAAGAAGGGAGAAAACCAAAGCACAAAUCCGACACAGGAGACGCACUCACCCCAACCGAGGGGGAGGAGGCGGAAGAGGAGAGGGAGGAGGAUGAGGAGGAGAUGGUGGUGGAACGUAAGAGUGCGUUAGUACGGGGAGCAAGAGAGAGCGGUGAGAGUUCAGAGGUGGAGACAACAGAACACCAGACAGUCAAUGAGGUGGAGGUGUAUAGUCAGGCUGCAGAUGGCUCUAACUAUGGACCAGUGUACCCAGAGGGACUGGCUCCUGUCAUCAUCCAGAGCGUCAGCAAGAAGACGCUCAAGUGCCCCAAGUGUGACAAGACCUUUGACCGCACAGGGAAGUAUGAGAGUCACACCAGGGUGCAUACAGGAGAGAAGCCCUUCCAGUGUGACGUGUGUCUACAGUGUUACUCCACCAAGUCGAACCUCACCGUGCACAAGAAGAAGCAUGCCAGUGACGCCCCCUUCCAGAAGAAAGACCACAAGUGCUCCUUCUGCAACAAGCUGCACGCCAGCAAAAAGACCCUGGCCAAACACGUCAGAAGGUUCCACCCGGACCACAUUCAAGAGUUCCUGGCCAUGAGGAAGAAGAAGAACGAGGGAUGGAAGUGUGAUAUCUGCCACAAGUCUUUCACACGUAGGCCUCAUCUGGAAGAGCACAUGAUUCUACACACGCAAGACCGACCCUUCAAAUGUGCCUUCUGUGACGACUACUUCAAGUCCAGGUUUGCCCGCUUGAAGCAUCAAGAAAAGUAUCAUUUAGGUCCGUUCCCUUGUGACAUCUGUGGCCGCCAGUUCAACGACACGGGUAACAGGAAGAGACACAUUGAAUGUACACAUGGGGGCAAGAGAAAAUGGACCUGCUUCAUCUGUGGGAAGUCAGUGAGGGAGAGGACAACGUUGAGAGAACAUAUGCGGAUUCACAGUGGAGAGAAACCUCACCUCUGCAGUAUCUGUGGACAGAGUUUCCGCCACGGCAGCUCUUAUAGGCUUCAUCUUCGAGUCCACCACGACGACAAGCGCUACGAGUGUGACGAAUGCGGAAAGACGUUCAUACGCCACGACCAUCUGACCAAACACCAGAAAAUACACUCGGGGGAGAAAGCCCACCAGUGCGAGGAAUGUGGAAAGUGUUUCAGGCGCCAUGAUCACCUGACCGUCCAUUACAAAAGUGUCCACCUGGGAGAGAAGGUGUGGCAGAAGUAUAAAACAGCUGUGCAUCAGUGUGAGGUUUGUAAGAAGGAGUUCAAAGGGAAGUCCAGUCUGGAAAUGCACUUCAGGACACAUUCAGGUGAGAAACCUUACAGAUGCCCCGUGUGCCAACAGACGUUCCGCAUCAAGAAGACCCUCACCAAGCACAUGGUGAUCCACUCGGACGCCCGCCCCUUUAACUGCCCGCACUGCAGUGCCACCUUUAAAAGGAAAGACAAGCUGAAGUACCAUAGGGACCAUGUACACAGCGCUAAGUACACUGAGCAGCAGCAGCCUCUGGUAGUGCUGACAGAGGACAAGAUGGUGACUCUGCCCUAUAAUACCCACGGCCCCUCCAAGGUGUACCGGGCUGAACCAAAGACCGUUCUCCAGAACGUUCCCUCCGACGUGUGUGUGCCUGUCACGCUGGUGCCUGUCCAGAUGUCCAGGGUGGUCCCGGGGGUACAGGGUGACCUGGGGGGACAUGUAACCUGCCCGCCCCAGGGCCAGGGGCAGCAGCAGACAGCUGGAGGGUACCAGAAUGCCACGGAGCUGGCGUUCCUGGAGAAGUACACGCUUACCCCCCAGCCGGCCAACAUUGUGCACCCGGUGCGGCCCGACCAGAUGUUGGACCCCAGGGAUCAGUCUUACCUGGGCACCCUGCUGGGCCUGGACUCUGCCACCCCUGUCCAGAACAUCUCUAACUCGGACCACGUCGCCCACUGAUCAUCCCUCUCUAUACUUCCCGUUUGGUAACAGUUUAUUUAAAGGCUUAUUCAGGGCAGAACGCUCUGAUGGAAACAGAUGGUGUAGAUCAGACCUAGCUCUCAGCCGUGUGGAACAGGGAAUGUCGUCAGAUGCAUUUGUGAUAUUUUUAUCUGCAACCGUCCAAACGUUGCACCACGUUGAUUGAGCCCCAAGUCUUCUAUCAAAUUGGCUGCUUAUCUUCAAAGAGCACUUUUUAAAGUUUCUCUUGUCGCACAAAAGCCUAAGAUCUCUGUCAUUCCAUGAAAUGAGUGUGAGUGAGUGAUGUAUAUUGUGACAGGAGCCUGAUUGUCCCCAUACAAAAGGUAAUUCCAGAACAGGUGUCUCCAACUCAUUUCCAAUGAGCUGGCUGUAAGUCUAAAUCUUACAGGUGUAAUCUGGAUAUUUAUUCACAAUUUAAAUUGAAUCAAGGUAUUACACAACGCAUUUACCCCCAUUCAAAUCAAGUUCCAUAGUAUUCCACAUGUUCCUUACCAGUUACCACAGAACUCUAUUGUGAUAAUGAAUCUUGGUGUUUUCAGCCUGUUGCUCCGGGGUGAAGUUUCUCCUGUACAGACCUAGGAUCAGAUUCCCCUCCCCCAAUCGUAGCCAUAACCAAUUACACCAUCAGGAGGGAAAAUGCAAAACUGAUCCAGGAUCAGCGUUUAGGGGUGACGUCCCUACACCCAGCGGGCUCCUCAAAACUAGAAAGGUCUGUUUAAUCAGUGUACCAUGAGGUCAACCACUUCUGAAUCAAUCUUUAAAAGUAUUCUGUAUAUAAUGUAUAUCAUGUACUACCUCUGUCUUUCAAAUGAAUUGUUUGUACCCGGUUACUUCCUCAUACCAUGUUGUUUCUUUCACAAUGGACAGGAGGGAACAGCCUGUAUGUAUAAAACGUCCUGAUCUAGGAUCAGGUCACCCCCCCUGUCCAGGUAAUCUUAUUCAUUAUGAUCUAAAAGGCUAAACUGAUCCUAAAUCAGCACUGCUACUUUGAGAUGCUUGAUACAUAUGAUGGGUUUCUGUCUGGGGAUAUACUGUAUGUUGCCUUAUAGGGGAUCACCAUGUUCAUUAAUGUGCAUUUAUAAACCGGGUGGUUCGAGCCCUCAAUGCUGAUUGGCAGAAAGCCUUGGUAUAUCAGACCAUAUACCUCGGGUAUGA